GGGCAGAUACUUCUUCUCAGAUGUCCCCAUUUCUGCGAUAUAUCCUUUCAGAUUCCCAAUAUUAUACCCCAAUAACAGCUUGUCGCAUUUACUUCAAUGGUGGGGUUUCCAUAACUUUCAGCUUUCUCCUCUAUACCUUGCUUUGAUUCUGCUCUUUUUCCCUCAAUUCACUCAUACAUGUUUCUGGGUUUUGUCUCAUCUCCCACAAUCUUCUUCUACUUGUGUUUUAUGUCUUUUCUUCUCACAAAAGUGGGCUUUUCUUUUUGCAAAGUUUGAAUCUUUUUUGGACAAUCUUCAUCAAGUGUGGGUUCACAAACAAGAAAGGUGAGAUCUUUUUAGUGAAAACCCCAUUUUUAUACUUUUCGAAUCUAAUAUUUUGCUUUUUUUAGGUUCAUCUUAGAAUUCUUUUCUUUCUCCUGUAUGAUUGCUUACUUUGCUUAGAUUGUCUUGUCUGUUAUUGGGUUUUGUCCCAAAAAAAAAACCCAUUUAAGAGAAUCAUCUAUGGUUGCAUAAUUUAGAUUAAACCCUUGUCAAUUUUCCUGAUUUAGAGGAAGAAAACUUGAUAGUUUGUUUGGGCUUUGAUGAAUAAUUAGUGAAUUGACUAGCCCUUAACUUAAAGUAUGCACUAAAUGGGAUUUGAUUUAUGGAUUAUUUAAUGGAAAUUUGAGUGUGUAGCUUGAUUAUAAAGGGAUUGGUUUGUUUAUGAAUGUGGUAUGAAUAUGAUUGGUGUGAGUAAGAAGAGUGGAGGGUGUUCUCUACUGUCUAGUUGGUUCCUUUGAUAUAAUAAUUGGGUUGGGCUGCUUUUGACACUUUAGAUUCGGCUCGCUAGUAUAUAGAUGGCAGGGGGCAUUGAUGUAUCCAAGUAUGCUCACUGUCCUGUCCACAAGGCAAUAGCCACAAAAGACCAUGCCACUCUCCGGAAAUUAUUGUCUGGCCUCCCCCGUCUGUCUGAUCCCGCAGAAAUUCGUUCUGAAGCAGCCUCGUUGGCUGAGGAAGAAAAGGCUGAUGCUAUAUCGACUGUGGUCGAUAGGCGUGAUAAUGUGCCUAAUCGAGACACACCCCUUCACCUGGCUGUGAAACUCGGUGAUGAGACUGCAGCGGAGAUGUUGAUGACUGCUGGUGCAGAUUGGAGUUUGCAGAAUGAGCAGGGGUGGAGUGCAUUGCAGGAAGCAGUUUGCAAUAGACAUGAAUCAAUUGCAAAGAUUAUAGUUCGGCACUACCAGCCGUUGGCUUGGGCUAAAUGGUGUAGAAGGUUGCCUCGGUUGGUUGGAACUAUGAGGAGGAUGAGGGACUUCUAUAUGGAGAUUACAUUUCAUUUUGAGAGUUCAGUGAUUCCUUUCAUCUCUAGGAUUGCCCCUUCUGAUACCUAUAAGAUUUGGAAGUCAGGUGCGAAUUUGAGGGCGGACAUGACUUUGGCUGGGUUUGACGGUUUUCGUAUCCAACGUUCUGAUCAGAGUAUUCUUUUCCUUGGAGAUGGAUCUGAAGAUGGAAAGUUACCUCCUGGAUCACUAUGUAUAGUUUCUCACAAGGAUAAGGAGAUAAUGAAUGCACUUGAAGGUGCUGGUGCCCAAGCUUCUGAAGCAGAGGUUCAGCAAGAAGUGGCUUCUAUGUCGCAGACUAACAUAUUCAGGCCUGGGAUUGAUGUGACUGAAGCCAUUCUUCUACCCCAGCUUACGUGGAGACGCCAAGAGAAGACGGAACAGGUUGGUCUAUGGAAAGCUAAGGUGUACGAGAUGCACAAUGUGACUGUCAGCAUUAAAUCAAGGAAGGUCCCUGGGGCUAUGACCGACGAUGAGUUCUUCUCUUCGUGCAAUGAUAAUGAGACAGAUAGUGAAGAUCUCAAUGAGAUUUUGACGGAGGAGGAAAGAAAGCAACUUGAACUUGCACUUAAGUUAGAUUCAUGUGACGGGACCAACGAGGGGGGUGGUGAUGUGCUUGUUGGGCAUCGCCAUAGUUUUCAGGAGUCCAGGGAGAUUCCUAUUGAGGACUUAAAUGGAUGUAGAAAUGUGGAGAGCAACUAUGAAAAGAAAGGAUGGUUUGCCAGUUGGAGGAAGCGGGACCAUAAGAAUGAAGGGCAAAAAAAACUUGCUCCUCCCAGAAAUUCUCUUUCUGUUGAAGAGAAAGGGGGUGAUGUUGGCAACAAUUCUCCAUCUAGGAAUCCCGCCAAACCUGGAAGGCAUUCGGUGGACGUUGUAAGGGGGGAUGAGCCACAAAGAGCGAGGGAUAAAAGAACCUCUUCAUCAGGAAGCACUGAGAGCGGAAUCCGUCGGAAGGACGGGAGUCAGGAGAAUGAAUAUAAGAAAGGACUAAGGCCCAUUCUUUGGCUAUCCUCCAACUUUCCGCUACGCACAGAGGAGCUCUUACCGUUGCUUGACAUUCUAGCCAAUAAGGUGAAGGCAAUCCGGCGUCUAAGAGAACUGUUGACAACAAAACUUCCUAUGGGAACAUUUCCUGUUAAGGUUGCUAUCCCAAUCGUCCCUACAAUCAGGGUAUUAGUUACUUUCACAAAGUUCGAGGAAUUACAACCCGUUGAAGAGUUCUCGACACCGCCUUCCAGUCCUACAACUGCUGCUCAUGAAAAUCCAACAGUAGCCACUGCUUCGAGUUCCUCGUGGUUCCGGUGGAUAAAAGCUCCUUACCAGCGCUCAACCUCGUCUAGUGAUAGUACUAAUUUCGGCGACAAGACAGAGAAUUGUCAAGACCUGUUUGGUAUCCCGUCAGACUAUGUGUGGAUUACAGCUGAAGCAAAGAAAAAAAAGAUGCAAGAAAAGAACAAUUCUAAGAAAGGGAAAAACAAAGAGCAAUCAAAUGUAGCAAACUAAAUUAGGUGGGAGGUGAUAUUAUACAUAGCAUGUUAAAUAACUGACAAAAAGAAGAGCAAAACAAAGUAUUCAUUCAGUUACCAUGUAGAUAGUAGGAAGUGCUGGUGAGGAUAUGGCAAAUCUGGGUUUUUAGUUAUAUUUUACAUUACAAUUGUGCUGCAGUUAUAGUUGUUUAUGCAAAGUUGACAUUUGGUUGGCUUUAUAAUGAAGGAACUAUUCUCAUUGUAUUCUUUUUGGUUGUUAUCAAUCUAAUAAUUUCCUGUUUUGUGGUGGAUAUAA
This is a messenger RNA of Beta vulgaris subsp. vulgaris (sugar beet), 3101 nucleotides long. RefSeq lists its product as hypothetical. Gene Ontology annotation, cellular component: cytoplasm. The record is from RefSeq and is a predicted model, not a curated record. The transcript has 2 exons. Lineage: Eukaryota; Viridiplantae; Streptophyta; Magnoliopsida; Caryophyllales; Amaranthaceae. Gene Ontology annotation, molecular function: protein binding. The coding region runs from base 837 to 2822 and encodes 661 amino acids.